GCGACCUUGUUCGACCGGGCCGCCUUCUGGGCGCUGCUCCUGCCCGCGUCCGUCCACGGCCGCGUCGCCGACAUCUGGCGCGGCUUCGUCGCGCAGCGCGUGCUCCGGGCCGCGGGGCUCCGGCUCGCGUUCCUGCCGCCGGGCGUGACCCAGCUCCGCAACGACCACGACGCCCUCGCCGACUACAUGAGCGAGCGGCCCUUGUACGAGAAGGCCGACGCCGUCGUCCGCGUGCUCGACGGCGUCGCGCCGCACCGGCCGGGCGGCUCCGUCGCGCGCGCGGUCGAGGACGCCUACGUCGCCCUCUACGAGCACGGCCUCGUCGCCCUCGACGACGUCGCCUACGCCCAGCUCUGGCUCGCGGACCUCUACGCCGUCGGCCUCGCGCUCCCGAAGCUCCGGCGCCACAAGGCCCGGACGCCGGGCGCGACGACGGCGGCGGCGCGUCUUGCUUCGGAGCUGGAUAAAGACUCGGAGACGCGGACGGAAGCGGAGUGGCACGCUGUGCUCGGCGGCACGAAGCUCGACACGCGCGAGAAGCGCACGCUGCCCCAGCUGCUGACGCUCGCCAAGGACGAGGUCGUCGCGCGCAAGGACGCGGAGAUCGCUGGGCUGCGCGAGGAGCUCGCCGCGCUCAAGGGCGACGGCAGCGACAUGACGGGCCUGCCGGCCGUGCUGCGCGACUUCACGCCGCUCGCGAUGGUCGACGACGUCGCGGCGAUCGCCGACGGGCCCGAGCUCGAGGCGGCCGAGCGCGCGGCGCUCGCGGACCCGUCCGCGGACGCGGCGGCGCUCGCGCGGCUGAGCGACGAGCUCGCCGCGCGCCUCCGACCGGUCAUCGCGUCGCGCGCGCGCGAGAAGGGCGUCGCGCGGCGGCUCCGCGACGUCGUCCGCGCGGGCAACGAGGACUUCGAGAAAGUGUACAACUCCGUCUUCGACUUCAUCGCGAACAACGACGCGGCGGGCCUCGCCGCGUUCCGCGCGUCCGUGGCCGCGCUCGAGUGCCCCGGCGCGGCCGCGCGGCCCCAGCGCGGCGGCGGCGCGCGCCUCGACGAGCUCUACCGGGACGCCGCGCGCGCGAAGCCGCGCUUCGAGGCGGCGCUCAAGGCCGUCGUCGCGGCGCUGCCCUUCGAGGUGCGCGGCGACACGGCGUUCCCGCCGUUCCUCAAGCGGACGCCCCGCGUCGUCGAGAAGGCGGUCUUCAAGGGCGACGACUUCGCCUGCUGCGGCGUCAACGACUUCGUGCGCGCGCGGGUCGUCGUCGGCCCGCUCCUGCGCCUCGUAGCGGUGCUGGACGUGAUUGGCGAGACCAACCAAUUCUUCGUCGAGAUCGGAUUCAACAGCGACUCGUUCGAGGGCGGAGCCGGGAGCAACACGUACGCGCUGUGGCGACGUGGGUGGCGGGGGCUGCUGUUCGAUAGCACGUUCGCGAACUCGUCCAUCAACCUCCAUCGUGCCUUUGUCACACCGGGGACCGUCGCCGCACUGCUGCGCCGCCACGGCGCGCCGCUCGAGCCGGACUACGUGAGCGUCGACAUCGACUCGGCGGAUGUGUGGGUGCUGCGCGCGCUGCUCUCGACGUUUCGCCCGCGCGUCGUGAGCGUCGAAUACAACUCAAACUUUGGCGACGGCGAGCGGAGCAGCCUCGCGUUCCCGGAUGCGGAGUGGAUGCCGCUCGGCGAGUCAGCCGGCGCGUGGCGCGGGUCGUGCUUCUACGGCUCGUCCGCCGCCGCGGUCGAGGCGGUCGCGCGCGAGUGCGGCUACGUGGUCGCGGGCGUCGUCGAGGGCCUCGACCUCGUGCUUGUGCGCGCGGCGCUCUGGCGGUGGCCGCCGAUCCCGCGCCACGCGCUCACGGCGCGCCUCGACACGUGGCCCGCGAUGGCGCGCGAGGACGCGGCCGCGCUCCUCGACUACGACGUGUUCGCGCGCGGCGGCUCGCUGUGCGAGGCGCGCCGCGCGGCGGCGGUCGCGCUGCGGAGAAUGGCGCGCGAGCCGCCACCGCGCUGCGCGUGCUUCAUGAAGGAUCUCGACUGCGUCGAGUGGACGCGCAACUGCUCUACAAUAUGUUUCCGGUAA
Molecule: messenger RNA, 2076 nt
Organism: Aureococcus anophagefferens
Lineage: Eukaryota; Pelagophyceae; Pelagomonadales; Pelagomonadaceae
Exons: 5
Source: RefSeq, a predicted model, not a curated record